UGGCUCAUUCGGCCCCGAUCCUCUCUCCCAUUGGCUACAGUUCCGUUAUGGGCGGGGCCGCGCGUGCCCCCCGAGCAGGUAGGUUCCUCACUCGGGGACUCUGUGGUCAGGCGGGAGCGGGCGAACAUGGCGUCAAACAAGAAGGGCGGCAGGCUGGACAAAGGCGUCAACGGGAGACGCUCGUCCAAGCAGAAAGAAGCCCCAGUGGCCGCCGACACUGACAGGACUCACCUGAGCAGAGAGGAUACAGACAAGGAAAGAAGCUUGAAUCCGGAUGCUGUGAUGGACACCAGAGCGGUUUUUGUGGCCCUCUACAAUGUCUGCGAGGAGAACGCCUCCUUCUUCUCAGGAGGGGCCAAAGGGCCGCAGAGCGACGCCGCCCAGCGUCUGGUGGACACCAUGAAGCUGAUCCAGGAACACGCUCGCAGUCUGGAGCCGGUCAUCUCUGGCUUUGCCGCUGUCUACCACCAUUUUGACUUCGACCCGCACAUCCCGGCCAACGGCUAUCGCUCACUAGUCAAGGUGGUGCGUUGCUGCAUUCUUCACAUCAUCCACAAGGGGCGCUACAUCACAGCCAACCGCCGCAGCAUCUUUUUCCGCGUCGCCCACAACGCCGGAGAGAUGGAGGCCUACUGCAGCGCCCUGUGCCAGCUGCGGGCGCUGCUCUACCUGGCCCAGCGGCUGCUGCACGACAACAGCCACGGCGACCUCUUCUUCCAGGACGAGAGCGGCCUCAGUGAGAGCUUCGUGCGGGAGUACAGCUCCAUGCACAAGGGCUGCUUCUAUGGCCGCUGCCUGGGAUUUCAGUUCACUCCAUCCAUCCGACCUUCUCUGCAGACCAUAGCCAUCGGACUUGUAGCGUUUGGAGAAAACUACAGACGCCAUCAGUCGGGAAUAGGCGUCGCAGCCAGCUCCAUCUUCACAUCAGGCAAGUACGCCAUUGAUCCAGAGUUAAGAGGGGCCGAAUUUGAGCGCAUCACUCAGAACCUCGACGUCCAUUUCUGGAAGACUUUCUGGAACGUUACUGAGAAUGAGGUGCUUUCGAGCCUCGCCAGUAUGACAUCUGUUACGGUCAAGGUGAACCGAGCGCUCUCUGUGCCUCCCGUGCCCCUUGACCUCCCGUUGGCAGCCAACCACGCAGCCUCCGUGACCAUCGCGCCGCCCUCGGCUCACAUCGGCAUCGCUCCUGUUCAGAUGAGACUCCUCUCGUAUGACUUACGGGAAGGACAGGACAGUAAGACCAUGCUGUCUCUAACCCGCUCCGAGGCAGGUUCCAUCUCCCUCUCACUGGGUCUGAAGACCAAGCAUCUGCCUUCAUCCCCCUGCCUGCUCAUCCACUUCCACGGUGGAGGCUUUGUGGCUCAGACAUCCAAAUCCCAUGAGCCCUAUCUCAAGAGCUGGUCCCAGGACCUCGGCGUCCCCAUUCUGUCAGUGGACUACUCUCUGGCACCCGAGGCCCCCUUUCCACGGGCCCUAGAGGAGUGCUUCUACGCAUACUGUUGGGCUCUGAAGAACCACCACCUUCUUGGCUGGACCGGAGAGAAGGUUUGUCUGGCGGGCGACAGUGCCGGAGGCAAUCUGUGCGUGACGACGUCGUUGCGUGCCGCGGCCUACGGCGUCCGGAUGCCAGAUGGCAUCGUGGCUGCCUACCCGGCCACCCUGCUGACCGCCUACGCCUCGCCCUCUCGUCUGCUCACCCUCAUGGAUCCCUUGCUGCCGCUGAGUGUUCUCUCCAGGUGUCUCAGCGCCUACUCAGGUAAUGAGCCGCAGACGGAGAAGCAGGUGGAGAAGGAGAGCACACUCAGCAUGGUGAGGAGGGACACGGCGCUGCUGCUGCGAGACUUUCGACAGGGAGCGUCCAACUGGAUCCACUCUUUACUGGACUCCAACAGGGCCGUCAACCCCUCCAGCACGGAUGUAGAGUCAGGGGAAGCCACUGACGUGGUGAGGAAGAGCGUGUCAGAGACGUCCAUCUGCUCCCCUCACGUGGACCCCCCAGCCUCCUCGGAGCUCACAAACCUCCACACUGGCAAAUUAUCUGGGAAGAGCCAGACAUGCCAGGACCUGGGAACCCAUAAUUCCACCUCCCACUGUGCACCACUCCUGUCUGAACACAAUCCCGAACAAGUCAGUUUCUCCAUCUCCAGUGAACCUGAUACCCCUUUUCUUGGCCGUCUGUCGUCCGUGGCCAUACCGCCCUCCGGAGGCGAGGAUGGAUCAGAGUUCCCGCUGGGCUUUGAGCCCCUGCGCUCGGAGCAACUGUCGGAGAUGAAGUUGCUCAGCUCGCCGGUGGUCAAGGACCCCUACUGCUCCCCUCUGCUGGCCCCCGAUAGCAUGCUGGCAGCUCUCCCGCCUGUUCACCUCGUGGCUUGUGCUCUGGACCCCAUGCUGGAUGACUCCGUCAUGUUCGCCAAGCGCCUGAGGAACAUCGGGAAGCCCGUCACGCUGUGCGUGGUGGACGACCUCCCCCACGGCUUCCUCAGCCUAUCGCAGCUCUCCAAGGAGACCAGGGAGGCCAGCAAUGUGUGCGCCGAGCGAAUCCGCGCCGUCUUCACUCAAGAGGAGACGACCCCAGAGCCGCGCAAGCACCGCAAGCUGGAGCGGACCGACAGGGGCGGGCUGGCCCCCUCCGAGGGCGCGGCGACCCUCUUUGACAGAGGUGAGCUGGACGAAGGGCUGGGGGCUAAAACCGCUGAAGGUUUUAUAACUGUUGCUCAAAGCAGCGCUGACAUUGGGGGUGUGGAGGUUUAGGUCCACUAAAAGACUCCAGCAGCAAAAAUCACCCAAGACAAAAGGCCCUUUAAUACUGCCUGGAAAGGCCAGACUUUUUUUUUUUUUUUGCCUGUUGCUUCUUUAUAUAAAUGGCAAUGACACUUAACGGGGUCACUUUCUGGCAUCUGAGGUAGUAUCAGAGGCGGGACGCUACCUGUGUACAAUUCUGGGACCUUUUUAUUUUGAAAGCAAUUGUCGCUGUCCGUCAAGCACUCACAUGAUUAUGUUGCUGUGUGACAGCACCAUGUCCUGCUUUGCAGAUAAAUUCUACUGAUGUGACAAUUUUAGGCAAAAUUUAUGCAAGCCAAUGCUUAUACCAGGAGAGAGCAAUAGACAAAGAACAGGAUGUCCUCUUCUGCUUAAAAAACGAUGACAAAAGCCCCUUUAAUACUUGCUGGAAAGGCCAGACUUUUUUUUUUUUUGCCUGUUGUUAGUUUAUAUAAAUGGCAGUGACACUUAACGGGGUCACUUUCUGGCAUCUGAAGUAGUAUCAGAGCUGUAACAGAGGCGGGACGCUACCUGUGUAUUAAGAUAUUCCGUAAUUCUGGGACCUUUUUGUGUUGAAAGCAAUUGUCCCCUCCGUCAAGUAUUCACGUGAUUAUGUUGCUGUGUGACAGCUCCAUGUCCUGCUUUGUAGAUAAAUUCUACUGAUGAGACAAUUUUAGGCAGAACUUAUGCAAGCCAAUGCCUACACCAGGAGAGAGAAAUAGACAAAGACCAGGAAUUCCUCCUCUGCUUAAAAAACGAUGACAAAAGCCCCUUUUAUACUUGCUGGAAAGGCCAAACUUUUUUUUUUUUUUGCCUGUUAGUUUAUAUAAACGGCAGUGACACUUAACGGGGUCACUUUCUGGCAUCUGAAGUAGUAACAGAGCUGUAACAGAGGCGGGACGCUACCUGUGUAUGAAGGUAUUCCGCAAUUCUGGGACCUUUUUGUGUUAAAAGCAAUUGUCCCUGUCUGUCAAGUAUUCACAUGAUUAUGUUGCUGUGUGACAGCACCAUGUCCUGCUUUGUAGAUAAAUUCUACUGAUGCGACAAUUUUAGGCAAAACUUAUGCAAGCCAAUGCCUGCACCAGGAGAGAGAAAUAGACAAAGACCAUGAAUUCCUCCUCUGCUUAAAAAACGAUAACAAAUGCCCCUUUAAAACUGCCUGGAAAGGCCUUUUUUUUUUUUUUUUUUUUUUUUGCCUGUUGCUAGUUUAUAUAAAUGGCAAUGACACUUAACGGGGUCACUUUCUGGCAUCUGAGGUAGUAUCAGAGCCGUAACAGAGGCGGGACACUACCUGUGUAUGAAGGUAUUCCGCAAUUCCAGGACCUUUUGUGCUGAAAACAAUUGUCCCUGUCCGUCAAGUACAGGUGCUGGUCAUAUUAUUAGAAUAUCAUGAAUAAGUUGAUUUGUUUCAUUAAUUCCAUUUAGAAAGUCAAACUUGUAGAAUGUAUACAUUCAUUCCAAACAGACUGAUACAUUUCAAGUGUUUUUUGCCAAAAAGGAGAUGAUUAUAGCUGGCAACCAAUGAAAACCCUAAAUUCAACAUCUCAGAAAAUUAGAACAUGGUGAAAAGGUCAGAUAUUGAAGACACCUGGUGCCACACUCUAAUUAGCUAACUAACUCAAAACACCUGGAAAAGCCCUUAAAUGGUCUCUCGUUUUGAUUCUGUAUGACACACAAUCAUGGGGAAGACUGCUGACUUGACAACUGUCCAAAAGAUGACCAUUGAUACUUUAAAAAAAGAGGGCAAGACACAAAAGGUCAUUACCAAAGAGGUUGGAUGUUCCCAGAGCUCUGUGUCCAAGCACAUUAAUAGAGAGGUGAAGGGAAGACAAAGAUGUGGUAGAAAAAAGUGUACAAGCAAGAGGGAUAACCGCGCCCUGGAGAGGAUUGUCAAACAAAACCGAUUCAAAAAUGUGCGGGAGAUCCACAAAGAGUGGACUGCAGCUAGAGUCAGUCCUUCAAGAACCACCACGCACCGACGUAUGCAAGAUAUGUCGCAUUCCUUGUGUAAAGCCACUCCUGAAUAAGAGACAACGUCAAAAGCGUCUCGCCUGGGCUCAAGACAAAAAGGACUGGACUGCUGCUGAGUGGUCCAAAGUUAUGUCUUCAGAUGAAAGUAAAUUUUGUAUCUCCUUUGGAAAUCAAGGUCCCAGAGUCUGGAGGAAGACAGGAGAGGCACAGAAUCCACGUUGCCUGAAGUCCAGUGUCAAAUUUCCACAAUGGGUAAUGGUCUGGGGUGCCAUGUCAUCCGCUGGUGUUGGUCCACUGUGGUUCCCGAGGUCUAGGGUCAAUGCAGCAGUCUACCAGGAAGUUUUAGAACACUUUAUGCUGCCUGCCGCGGACCAAUUUUAUGGAGGUGAAGAUUUCAUUUUCCAACAUGACUUGGCACCUGCACACAGUGCCAAAUUUACCAGUACCUGGUUUGAGGACCAUGGUAUCCCUGUUCUUGAUUGGCCUGCAAACUCACCUGACCUUAACCCCAUAGAAGACCUAUGGGGUAUUGUGAAGAGGAAGAUGCCAGAUGCCAGAGCCAACAAUGCUGAAGAGCUGAAGCAAGCUGGGCUCUCAUAACACCUGAGGAGUGCAACAGACUGGUCGACUUUAUACCACGCCGUAUUGCUGCAGCAAUUCAGGCAAAAGGAGCUGCAACUAAGUAUUGAUUGCCGUACAUGCUGAAACUUUCCAUGUUCAUACUUUUCAGUUGGACCGCAUUUCUAAAAAAAUAUUUUUUGGUACUAGUCGUAACUAAUAUUCUAAUUUUCUGAGAUACUGAAUUUGGGAUUUUCAGUAAUUGUCAGUACUAAUCAUCAAAAUUUAAAGAAAUAAACAUUUCAAAUAUAUCAUAUGUGUGUAAUGAAUUGAUAUAAUAUUUAAGUUUCACGUUCUGAAUAUAAUUACUGAAAUAAAUCAACUUUUUCAUGAUAUUCUAAUAAUAUGAACAGCACCUGUAUGUUGCUGUGUGACAGCACCAUGUCCUGCUUUGCAGAUAAAUUCCACUGUUACGGCUCUGAUGCGACAAUUUUAGGCAAAACUUAUGCAAGCCAAUGCCUACACCAGAAGAAAGUCACAGACAAAAGACCAGGAUUUCCUCCUCUGCUUAAAAACGAUGUUAGCGAUCCUGUCAGAACACCAUCUGGCGCACAAAGAUGUUGAUUGACUAGUUUAAGGGAGGUAUUUAAGAAGUGGGGGUCUAUUUAACGCAGAUCGGCGCUCGCCCACGCGGGGCGAUCCUCCGACGUGUGAUUCAUCAGUCACUUAGGCCGCUAAUUAGAUAACACUCCUCGGCGGAAUCGUUGCAAUGUGAAUGGGCUCUUGUCCUGCAGAGAGUCUCUCCUCGUCGCUCUUGAUAACCGUGCGUUGUGCUCGCUCCAUUACGCCGAUACAGCUCACUUUGUUGACGCUAACUCUGUUGACUUGUGCCCAAAUUGGAUUACCUCCAAAAGAAAAAAGUGCAACAGGCAGAAAGGCUGCACUGAAUGUGUAUUUUGUGGUAAUCAUUUGCUGUAUUUUCUCUCUACCAGGGGUAGGGAACCUAUGGCUCUAGAGCCAGAUGUGGCUCUUUUGAUGACUGCAUCUGGCUCUCGGAUAAAUCUGAGCUGACACUGCUUAACACGAUAAGUAAUGAAUAAUUCCACUUGUAAUCACAGUGUUAAAAGUAACGUUCAAAAUAUAAAACAUGCUCAUGCAUUUGAAUCCGUCCAUCCUUUUCCUACCGCACUUGUUCAAGAAGUUGCAUUAAGGAUAAGAAGUAAUUUAUUUAUUAUUGGUUAGCGUAGAGCAGGGGUCACCAACCUUUUUGAAACCAAGAGCUACUUCUUGGGUACUGAUUAAAGCGAAGGGCUACCAGUUUGAUACACACUUAAAUAAAUUGCCAGAAAUAGGCAAAUUGCUCAAUUUACCUUUAAUAAAUAAAUCUAUAUAUAUAUUUAAAAAAAAUGGGUAUGUACGGAAGGUUUUUUUGUAGAGAAUAAAUGAUGAAAAAAAACACUUAAUUGAACAGUUUAAAAGAGGAGAAAAUACGAAAAAAAUGACUAUUUAAUUUUGAAACAUAGUUUAUCUUCAAUUUCGACUCUUUAAAAGUCCAAAUUCAACCGAAAAAUAUGAAGAGAAAAGCUGGCUAAAUUUAAUCUUUUUGAAAAAAUUAAAAAAAUAAUUUGUGGAAGUAAUUUUUCCUGAUUAAGAUUAAUUUUAGAAUUUUGAUGACAUGUUUUAAAUAGGUUAAAAUCCAAUCUGGACUUUGUUAGAAUAUAUAACAAAUUGGACCAAGCUAUAUUUCUAACAAAGACAAAUCCUCAUUUCUUCUAGAUUUUCCAGAACAAAAAUUAAAAAAUAAAUUCAAAAGACUUUGAAAUAAGAUUUAAAUUUGAUUCUACAGAUUUUCUAGAUGUGCCAGAAUUUUUCUUGUUGAAUUUUAAUCAUAGUAAGUUUGAUUAAAUAUUUCAUAAAUAUUAUUCUUCGAAAAAACAGAAGCUAAAAUUAAGUAUUAAAUUAAAUUUUUAAUUAAAUAUUUAUUAUUCUUUACAAUAAAAAAAAAAUAUUUGAACAUUGAAUUAAGUUGUCAGGAAAGAAGAGGAAGGAAUUUAAAAGGUAAAAAGGUAUAUGUGUUUAAAAAUCCUAAAAUGAUUUUUAAGGUUGUAUUUUUUCUCUGAAAUUGUCUUUCUGAAAGUUAUAAGAAGCAAAGUAAAAAAAUAAAUGAAUUUAUUUAAACAAGUGAUGACCAAGUUUUUAAAAUAUUUCCUUGGAUUUUCAUAUUCUAUUUGAGUUUUGUCUCUCUUAGAAUUAUUAAUGUCAAGCAAAGCGAGACCAGCUUGCUAGUAAAUAAAUACAAUUUAAAAAAUAGAGGCAGCUCACUGGUAAGCGCUGCUAUUUGAGCUAUUUAUAGAACAGGCCAGCGGGCGACUCAUUCGGUCCUUACAGGCACCGCGUUGGUGACCCCUGGUGUGGGGCGUGCCCUCCUGGGGGUUCUUCAGACCACCAAGCACCGACACGAGAGCCUGUUUCAGGGUUACAAUAUUAUUUUAUUUUUCAAUAAGUCUCUCAGUUGCUUUCCAGCAAUUGUCUUUUUCUCUUUCGUUGUCGCUCGCGCUCUGGCUCAAGCCCCUGCCCCGUCUCUCCUCCUGGCUGCUGCUUAUAAACAGAGCGACAGAUGAUUAGAUAACAAGGCCCAGGUGGGCCAUCUACGUACCUGUCGCUGAUUUCGAGGCCGAUCCUGGCAACAACCCGCUUCGCUGCAGGCUCGCGGGCCACGCCCCCUCCACAGUUAGCUUCAGAAUAAGAGACUUAUUAUACUCUAGAAAUGUUGGUCUUACUUAAAAAUGCACGUGUUUAGUUGUGUUCAGUGCUAAAAAAUAUAUUAUAUGGCUCUUACAGGAAUACAUUUUAAAAUAUUUGGCUUUCUUGGCUCUCUCAGCCAAAAAGGUUCCCGACCCCUGCUCUACACCAUAAGUGUUUACUAGUUCAUUUGAAUAUGCUCAGACCUUGUUAAGGAACAGCUGCUCUGCAGGUAUAUUAGUAUAUGUUUUAUGAGUUCUGAAGAGGAGGAGGAUUGAUCAUUAGUGAGAUUAGUUCCUGGAACAUUCACCCACACCGGUUAUUGUGGAUGCGAGUAAAGCAUUUUGGAUCUUUUGAAGUAUUCCGGUGUCAGCUGGAGGACGCUAAGUAGUGUAUUUUCACACUUUCCUUUGACCGCACAAUCUUCACACCGUGCGCAGUGUGUCGACACCUCCGUUUUAGUGUCUGACGAGCUGCUCGCACAAAUUGAGCUGUGUGAGAAAAGUUGAUGCUCAAAGGACCCUGACCAGGAAAAAAAAGAUUGUACUGCUUCCCUCUCCUCAGUCGCCCUCCUCCGAUAACGUGAGGGCACCCCAUUUGAGAGUUUCACGACAGAAACGCAACAUUUCUACUUUGCUGCUUCCUGCGACCGCCGACAAUGGCGGCGAUUGGCCGCACGCCACAGGGCAUAAUAGUGAGAGUCCAGAGAUGGAAGGGGGGAAAGGAUUUAGCUGAAGUGAUACAGAGAAGCGGGAUUUUCAGAUGAAGACCGACUGUAGCGGAUUAGACGGCGCUCGCUGGUGUCAGCCUGGAGUAUUUUCCGCAACAUUUUCCUGUCGGCUUGAUGAAGAAAGGCGGCGCCAUCAAAGAGGAAGACAGUUUUGUUGUUGUUUUUUUCAGCCGUAGCACGGUUGUCCGUGGGUUUGCCUUCUCUGCACUUUUGCUUUAGGGCUUUAGAAUUUUAGGGCUUGUACAAUUUGUCGUUUAGUAUGUCGACUACCACGUCGAGGCUGUACUGGCACUUUAAUCCUCACCUGAGAUGCUUGCUUACAUCGUUUUUAAUUCGAGCUGGGCCUUCACUGUCAAUUUAGUCUGAUUUUGGUGUACUUUUACUUAAAUAAAUAAAUGAUAAAUAGGUUGUACUUGUAUAGCGCUUUUCUACUCAAAGCGCUUUGACACUACUUCCACAUUUAACCAUUCACACACUGAUGGAGGGAGCUGCCAUGCAAGGCGCCUACCAGCACCCAUCAGGAGCAAGGGUGAAGUGUCUUGCUCAAGGACACAACGGACGUGACGAGAUUUGUACUAGGUGGGAUUUGAACCAGGGACCCUCGGGUUGCGCACGGCCACUAUUCCACUGCGCCACACCAUCCCUAAAAACUAGAUAGGCAUCGUUUGUGAUAACUGUGCGAUUGUCAACUUCUGAACUGCUGUAAUUAGUCAGUUUUAGAGAACUUAAAUUAUUUUUUAACGUGAAACUAAAACUAAAUUAAUAGGAAAACCGAUUUUGUUUGCAAAAUAUUUUUGUUUUGAAGUAUUUGAAAAGUGCCAAAUGGACACUAAUAUCAAUCAAUCAAUGUUAAUUUCUAUAGCCCUAAAUCACAAGUGUCUCAAAGGGCUGCACAAGCCACAACGACAUCCUGGGCUCAGAUCCCACAUCAGGGCAAGGAAAAACUCAAACCAAUGGGACAAUAAGAAACCUUGGAGAGGACUACAGAUGUGGGGACUCCGAACCCCCCGCCCCCUCCUCCCGGUCGACCAGGGCAAUGGACGUCUAGUGGAUCUAGCAUAAUAUUGUGAGAGUCCAGUCCAUAGUGGAUCUAACAUAAUAGUAAGAGUCCAGUCCAUAGUGGAUCUAACAUAAUAGUGUGAGAGUCCAGUCCAUAGUGGAUCUAACAUAAUAGUGUGAGAGUCCAGUCCAUAGUGGAUCUAACAUAAUAGUGUGAUAUUCCAGUCCAUAGUGGAUCCAACAUAAUAGUGAUAGUCCAUUCCCUAGUGGAUCUAACAUAAUAGUAAGAGUCCAGUCCAUAGUGGAUCUAACAUAAUAGUGAGAGUCCAGUCCAUAGUGGAUCUAACAUAAUAGUGAGAGUCCAGUCCAUAGUGGAUCUAACAUAAUAGUGAGAGUCCAGUCCAUAGUGGAUCCAACAUAAUAGUGAGAGUCCAGUCCAUAGUGGAUCUAACAUAAUAGUGUGAUAGUCCAGUCCCGAGUGGAUCCAACAUAAUAGUGAGAGUCCAGUCCAUAGUGGAUCUAACAUAAUAGUGUGAUAUUCCAGUCCAUAGUGGAUCCAACAUAAUAGUGAUAGUCCAUUCCCUAGUGGAUCUAACAUAAUAAGAGUCCAGUCCAUAGUGGAUCUAACAUAAUAGUGAGAGUCCAGUCCAUAGUGGAUCUAACAUAAUAGUGAGAGUCCAGUCCAUAGUGGAUCUAACAUAAUAGUGAGAGUCCAGUCCAUAGUGGAUCUAACAUAAUAGUGUGAUAGUCCAGUCCAUAGUGGAUCUAACAUAAUGGUGAUAGUCCAUUCCCGAGUGGAUCUAACAUAAUAGUGAGAGUCCAGUCCACAGUGGAUCUAGCAUAAUAUUGUGAAAGUCCGGUCCAUAGUGGAUCUAGCAUAAUAUUGUGAAAGUCCAGUCCAUAGUGGAUCUAACAUAAUAGUGAGAGUCCAGUCCAUAGUGGAUCUAACAUAAUAGUGAGAGUCCAGUCCAUAGUGGGGCCAGCAGGAGACCAUCUCGAGCAGAGAAGGGUCAGCAGAGCAGAGACGCCCCCAACUGAUGCACAAAAGAGCGGUCCACCCUGGGUCCCAACUUUGGACAGCCAGCGCUUCAUCUGUGGCCACCAAACCUGUCCCGCCCCCUCCACAAAGGAGAGGGGGCAGAGCAGCAAAGAAACGGCAGAUCAACUGGUCUAAAAGGGGGGUCUAUUUAAAAGCUAGAGUAUACAAAUUAGUUUUAAGGUGGGACUUAAAUGCUUCUACUGAGGUAGCAUCUCUGUUACGAGGAUGGCAUACCGUAGUACUGGAGCCUGAAUAAAAAAAAACGCUCUAUAGCCCGCAGACAUUUUUUGGGCACUGGGAAUCACUAAUCACGUUGUAUUUUUUGGCUUUGGAAGUCGGACAUUCAGUUUGAAACGUUCAGUUUUAAUCAACAGAAUAAUUUUUUUGUUGUAAAAUCGUACAGUGUAAGCCCAGCUCGAACAAAAAUGUCUAUAAAGCACAUUGAACAUUUCAUUAAGCUGAAGUCUUUGUCCGACAUUUUCACUCUUGUGCGUAUUUGUAGAUUUAGCCAAUUAGUUAAGUCAUUGUUUUCGUAAAGUUUUAUGCUGCUGAUCCACAAAUUGCCUGAACUUCCUUAUGUUGUUUUUUGCCGCUUUGAGCUACCUCACGUUCUUUAUAAUUAAUGGUUGAGAUUUACACUUUUGAACGACGGAUAGCUGAUCCGGGUCGGCCACAGUUUGUUUGAAUACAGAAAAUUGUCCCUGUCAGGUUUAAGCACCGAAUUAUCAAUUAAACAGAACAAGAAACAAGGAAUCAGGCAGAGACAGAGUUCAAUUUUGCUCAUGAGGAGAACGCAUGGAGCUGCACACUCCGUUACGGUCUCACCCUACCCUCUGUUUAUUCAGUUUAGGAGUUCCCUAGUUACAUCGUACUGAGCUCAGUACGCACAAUACGUGAUUAUUCAGAACGGAGUGAGCUGGGUGGGGGGGCGUUGUGAUUGCACCCUGUCUCUGCUUUUUCUGCUUGCCGUUGAUAUGACUUAUCUUCGUUGAGGUGCUGGUUCGUCCUUUGGCUGUUAGCAAGCUGAAAGAAAGAAAACCUCGGCGGCGAGGCGACUCCGCACAUGCAGUGGGAGAUAAGUCGUGAGCCCUUGCACGAGAAGAAAAAGUACAGCUUGAGCACAAUAGAUAAUAAAUACAGCAACGGCCUAUAGGCUUAAGAGUUGUGUGAUAACUUAUCAAUCAAUGUUUAUUUAUAUAGCCCUUAAUCACAAGUGUCUCAAAGGUCUGCACAAGCCACAACGACAUCCACAGUUCAGCGCCCAAAUAAGGGCAAGGAAAAACUCACAACCCAGUGGAACAUGGAUGAGAAUGACUUUGAGAAACCUUGGAGAUAUAUACGAUUAUGUACAAUUAUUCUAACAGUCCCAUUUCCUGCUGAUUUGAUAUCCACUUUAAGGUUUUUGAUUUGAUAAUGUACAAUCAGAGAAUCAGUUAGACGACUGCAAUUAUUAUAAUGUUUCUAAUAGAUAGUUCAGUUUUUUAUAUUAGCUACAGACAAAACUGUGUCGUAGGACUGAAUCAGAACCAAAGACUGCAAGUUGCAAUGUUGGGACCGAAUCCUCUGUUUUUUUUUGUGUAAGCACAGCUGCGGUAAUAAUUAGCAACAUGUUGUAAAAUGCUAAUCAGGGUGAGAAGAAACAAGCCAUUUAAGUCACUCCUUUUUUUUCCCCAUGAACAAACACCAAGUGCAAACCUGUGAAAUAAAAAAAGAAAAGAAUGUCAUUUUACUAUUGUAUAAUCUGUGUAGAUAUUUGUAUCUGGCGAGCUUUUCAUCAGAUUCGAUGCUUUGCAGGUUUCCUACUCCAAAUGUCUGUUGAUUUGUAUAAAAUAAUAAAUGUAUCCUCCCACA
Nerophis ophidion (straightnose pipefish) is the source of this 12650-nucleotide messenger RNA. RefSeq names its product lipase, hormone-sensitive b (gene lipeb). The transcript has 15 exons. Gene Ontology annotation, molecular function: triacylglycerol lipase activity; sterol ester esterase activity. The record is from RefSeq and is a predicted model, not a curated record. Bases 127 to 2751 code for a protein of 874 amino acids. Gene Ontology annotation, biological process: triglyceride catabolic process; cholesterol metabolic process. NCBI's taxonomy places the organism in Eukaryota, Metazoa, Chordata, Actinopteri, Syngnathiformes, Syngnathidae. Gene Ontology annotation, cellular component: cytosol.